Molecule: messenger RNA, 2433 nt
Organism: Metschnikowia bicuspidata var. bicuspidata NRRL YB-4993
Lineage: Eukaryota; Fungi; Ascomycota; Pichiomycetes; Serinales; Metschnikowiaceae
Gene: PLC1
Product: phosphatidylinositol phospholipase C
Exons: 1
Coding region: 1-2433 (810 amino acids)
Biological process (GO): lipid metabolic process; phosphatidylinositol-mediated signaling
Molecular function (GO): phosphatidylinositol-4,5-bisphosphate phospholipase C activity
Source: RefSeq, a predicted model, not a curated record
AUGAACGGUGCCGGUUCUGACCAAAGCAAUGUCAGUUUGAACAAAAACAACGCCGGUCCCGACAAAACCACCGGUCCCGACAAAACCACCGACGCCGCCCACGAAAACAGCGCCUCCCCCGACGAAACGCUCUCCGACACGCCCGAGCACAUGGAGCCCUUCGACGUGCCCGCGGCGCUCGUCAGCCCGGGCCUUGUGUUGCUCAAGGUGUCGCCCAAGCUGAAGAAGAAAAUCCGGUUGUGGGUGGAGCCCGCCAGCUUCCAGUUCGUGUACCGGCAGGUGUCCAAGAACUCGACGCACAGCUUCCACGUGGACGACAUCCGCAGCAUCACGCCGCGGCAGCUCGCCAGCCACUACCGCCGGGAGCUCGGCUUCGCCAAGGACGCGGAGCGGCGCUGGGUGUCCAUCGCGUUCUUCGACCACCGCAAGAACAAAACCAAGCUCUUGCACCUCGUGGCCGACUCCGCGCACGACGCCAAGCGGCUCCUCCACACGGUGGGCAAGUUCAAGAGCAUCAAAGACCGGCUCGCCGCAGACUUCCUCGUGGACCUCAAGGACUUGGACGCGGUCAAGCGCAGCCUCCUCAGCGGCAAGGCCGAGCACGCGGGCCGCGCCGCCAAGCAGCUGCUCACGUUCGCCGAGGUGCUCCGCUACUGCCAGCGGCUCGGCAUCAACGUGCACGAGGCCCGGCUCCAGGCGCUCUUCGCGCACGUGACGCCGGCGCCGGCGCAGCACAUGGGCUUCGCCGACUUCAAGCGCUUCGUGGAGCUCCUCACGCGGCGCGACGACAUUGCCCGCGUGUACGCCGGGCUCGUGGGCGCCGGGCACACCUUGGGCCUCGACGCGUUCUGCCGCUUUGCCACGGCCACGCAGCACGAGCCACCGGACCGGGACGCGCUUGCCGCCACGUUCCGCCGGUUCGCCGGGCCGGCCGCCGCCUGGUCCGUGGACGCGUUUGCCGCGUACCUCAAGCUGCCGCAGUGCGCCGCGUCCCGGCAGCAGUACUUGCGCGCGGACUACUACGCGCAGCCGCUCAACGAGUACUUCAUUCUCCUGUCGCACAACACGUACCUCACGGGCCGCCAGGUGGCGGGCGGCUCGUCCGUGGAGGGCUACGUGCGGGCGCUCCAGCGCGGGUGCCGGUGCCUCGAGAUCGACGUGUGGAACAACCCGGCGGACGCGGGUGCGGAGCCCAUCGUCAACCACGGCCGCACGUUCACCUCGGGCAUCCUGCUCUCCAACGUGCUCGCCACCGUGCGCCGCUUCGCGUUCCAGGCGUCGCCGUUCCCGCUCAUCUUGAGCCUCGAGGUGCACUGCUGCCCCCGGGCGCAGGAGCUCGUGGCGCAGAUCUUGGAGGACGUGUUCGGCGCCGCCUUGGUGCUGCGGCCGCUCGACUCGCGCGGCGUGCUCCCGAGCCCGGCCGCCUUGCGCCACCGCGUGCUCGUCAAGGUCAAGAAAACCAGCGCGUUCGCGGGCGCCGUGGACGAGCACGGGCGCUUCGCCACGUCGUCCGCCACCCACACGUCGUCCGCCACCCAUACCUCCGUCAGCGACGGCGAGCGGGCGCCCGGCUCGCGCUUCAAAAUCCGCCGCCGGCCCGCCGGCAAGGUCUGCGCGCGCCUCAGCGACUUGGCCGUGUACUGCCAGGGCCUCAAGUUCCGCAACUUCUCGCUCCCGGAGCUGAAGACCUACAACCACUGCUUUUCGCUCAGCGAGACCGCCGCCAACGCCAUGCUUCGCGACCCCGCCAAGACCGCGGCGCUCGACAAGCACAACCGCCGCUUCUUGAUGCGCGUGUACCCCGCCAAGACGCGCCUCCGCUCGUCCAACUUGCUGCCGCCCGCGUACUGGGCCCACGGCGUGCAGAUGGUGGCCACCAACUGGCAGACCUACGACCUGGGCCAGCAGCUCAACGAGGCGUUCUUCGCCACGGCGCCGGGCCGCGGCUACGUGUUGAAGCCGCCCGCCCUCCGCCGCCCGCCCAUGAAGGCGUCCAUGCGCCGCCCGCCGCCCGACGUGCACGUGCGCUUCCGCAUCGACGUCCUCGGCGCCCAGCAGCUCCCGAAGCCGCCCGCCGCGGCCUCCGUGUGCCCGUUCGUCACCGUCGAGCUCGUGGGCGCGGCCGCGCUCGACUGGGCCCCCGACCUGGCGCCCGGCGCCACGCCCGUGGUGCCGGACAACGGCUUCAACCCGACGUGGAACCUGCGCUUCUCCGGCCGGCUCCGCGCGGCCACCGAGCUCGUGUUCCUACGGCUUACAAUCCACACGUCCGCGGCGCGCCACGCGGUCGAGAGCCCGAAGGAAAUCGCCUUGCUGGUGACCCACCUCUUCGACCUCAAGCAGGGCUACAGGCACCUCCCGCUCAAAGACUUGUGCGGCGAGACGUUGGAGUACUCGUCGUUGUUCGUCUACAUCCUGUACGGGCCCGCGUGA